UAUAAAUAAGACGCACUUGUGCGCGUAGUCAGUCAGUAAAUACGGUGCGUCGCAAGUCUGACAACAGCAAGGGAAUAUACACCAAGUAGUGACAGUCGUCUGUGUACAACGAGGAACGUAACUAUUUAACAGCAAGAAGAAAAUGAACUUUAUCAUUCUUAUAAUCGCAUUCUAUCUUCAGUUCCUCGUAACGAGAGUGUCAACGAUGCCUUUGGCCGGCUCAACGAGGACUAGAUCAGCUAAGACUAUUUCAUCCAAAGAAGAACAUCUUUUAAGAACAGCGUUAAGAAGACAAAAGCGCUUUUCCCACCAGUAUUUUCUUUAUACGUUCAACACGGGACAGUUCGUAAAGGUCACCUCAAAAGAAAUCCACGCGAACUCAAACAAAACUGAUAAAUAUGCUGAACUUAUUUUGACAACCACGAGUAUUGAUGGGCAGCUCAAGAUUCAAGGAAAACAUAGCAAGAGAUACGUGUGUAUGAACAAAACAGGGCGAGUCAUCUCAAAGAAAGUUUACAGAGAAAAACAGUGUUUGUUUAUCAUGAAAAUGGAAGACAAUGGUUAUACCACUUUUCGCCUGGCCAGCAAUGAGAAGAGAUAUUUGGGUUUUAAGAGGAACGGUUAUCCCCGACUAGGUCAUGAGACAGAAUCACACCAUAAGGCAGCUUUGAUGAUGAAAGAAAGAAUACCUUCGUAAUUCUUAGA
This is a messenger RNA of Dendronephthya gigantea, 705 nucleotides long. Its product is annotated as fibroblast growth factor 18-like. Gene Ontology annotation, cellular component: cytoplasm. Gene Ontology annotation, biological process: fibroblast growth factor receptor signaling pathway; positive regulation of protein phosphorylation; cell differentiation. The record is from RefSeq and is a predicted model, not a curated record. The coding region runs from base 143 to 697 and encodes 184 amino acids. The transcript is spliced from 5 exons. Gene Ontology annotation, molecular function: type 2 fibroblast growth factor receptor binding; type 1 fibroblast growth factor receptor binding; growth factor activity. NCBI's taxonomy places the organism in Eukaryota, Metazoa, Cnidaria, Anthozoa, Malacalcyonacea, Nephtheidae.